AUGGCAACAAUUAAAGUCACUUAUAAUUCAAUUUCCCGUCGCUUCAAUAUUGCUUCUCCAAAUUGGGUAGAAUUAGAAUCUAAAUUACGAUUACUUUACAAUAUUCCAACUACUUCUUCCCUUAUUGUCUCUUACAAUGAUGAAGAUGGUGACGUAAUUACUCUUUCAAGUGAUUUGGAACUUAAGGAAAUUCUUGAUCAACAAUCUUCCAGUAGACCUAUUAAACUUAUCUUGAGUACAGUCGAAAAUUUUAUUUUUGAAGACGAAAAUGAUAAUGAUGUGGUUAAUUCAAAUGUAGAAGUUAAUAAUAACCAUGUUGACGAUUUCUCUUCAAUACAACAAAAUCAGCAACAAACUACUGAACUUGAAGAAGAAAAUGUUGAAUCUAGACCACCUUCUUAUUAUCAACAUGUUACUAUAGAAGAAGAAGAACCAGAAGAUGGUCAAUCUACUCCUCUUCUUAAUAAAGAAAAAGAAAAGGAAUCUGAGAAGCAGCGCCCUGAAAGUACCAAUGAAAAUAAAGCGCAACCGGAAAAUGAAAAUAAAGAAAAUGAAGAUGACGAUGAUGACGAAAUCAUUUUCGUAAUUUCAUAUCCAUGGGCUCGUCAAACUUUCUUUGGACCAAGAUUCGGACCUGGAUUUGGACCUGGAUUUGGAUCUGGAUUUGGAUCUGGAUUUGGACCUAGAUUUGGAUUAUUUGAUGGAUUAUUCGGUGGUCCACGUUAUUUCCCAUUUAGUCCGUUUAAUUCCUAUGGACGUCCACAAUUUCAUCGUUCAGCUUUUUUUAAUGGGUAUGGUUGUCCAUCCGCUUAUCACUUCAGUUCUCGCCAAUGUGGACCUAACUCUUGCAAUGAAAAUUCAAAACCUUCCUGUUGCUCAAAACAACAACAAUCAGAUUUUUGCAACAAAAAUUCUGAAGCUUCCACAUCCGCAUCUGCAAAAACUAACAGAUGUAACAAAGAUAAAUAUAAUCAUAGAUCAAGAUUUUCUUGCGGUAAAAACUCCAACCUUUUCUAUCCUCAAUGUUAUAAUAAUCAACCAACAUUUACUCAAGAACAAUUAAAUGAAAAACUCUCAACUUUACACUCCAUGGGAUUCGAUUCUUCAAAUAAUGCUUUGUAUGAGGAUUUAUUAAAACGUUACAAUGGAAAUCUUGAACGUGUAAUUGAAUUAUUGUUACGUAAUCAGCAGGUUAAUGAGUAUUACGAUAACGAGAAAUCUUCAAAGAAGCGAAACGGGAUCGUUAUAAACGAAGAAAAGCCAAAUAAUGACGAAAUUAAGCACGUGGAUAAUGAAGAGAGUAAACCUUAUAAUUUAUAA
Rhizophagus irregularis DAOM 181602=DAOM 197198 is the source of this 1320-nucleotide messenger RNA. RefSeq lists its product as uncharacterized. The record is from RefSeq and is a predicted model, not a curated record. Gene Ontology annotation, molecular function: protein binding. NCBI's taxonomy places the organism in Eukaryota, Fungi, Glomeromycota, Glomeromycetes, Glomerales, Glomeraceae.